Molecule: messenger RNA, 1038 nt
Organism: Trematosphaeria pertusa
Lineage: Eukaryota; Fungi; Ascomycota; Dothideomycetes; Pleosporales; Trematosphaeriaceae
Product: 60S ribosomal protein L10-A
Exons: 5
Coding region: 196-861 (221 amino acids)
Biological process (GO): translation; ribosomal large subunit assembly
Cellular component (GO): cytosolic large ribosomal subunit; ribosome
Molecular function (GO): structural constituent of ribosome
Source: RefSeq, a predicted model, not a curated record
CCCUGCGCCAUGUUGCUGUGCAAUUGCUGAGAAAUCCAACUCGGACAAAUGCUCGCGAUGUCGCCGCGGGCUAGCGCCAAAUCAGGACUAGCGCUUCCCACACCGAUUUCAAACCAACGCUGCCUCUGAGCGAACGACAAUCUUGAGACCUCUCCACUCCUUCACCGACGCAUACAACUCAAGACAACCGACAAGAUGGCACGACGACCGGCUCGCUGCUACCGCUACUGCAAGAACAAGCCGUACCCCAAGUCGCGCUUCAACCGCGGUGUGCCAGACCCCAAGAUCCGCAUCUUCGACCUGGGCAGGAAGAGGGCCAAUGCCGAUGAGUUCCCGCUGUGCGUCCACCUCGUCUCCAACGAGUACGAGCAGCUAUCCUCCGAAGCUCUUGAAGCUGCCCGUAUCUGCGCCAACAAGUACCUCGUAAAGGUUGCCGGCAAGGAAGGUUUCCAUCUGCGUGUCCGCGCCCACCCCUACCACGUCAUCCGCAUCAACAAGAUGUUGUCGUGCGCAGGCGCUGAUCGUCUUCAAACCGGCAUGCGUGGUGCUUUCGGCAAGCCUAACGGUACCGUCGCUCGUGUCAACAUCGGCCAAAUCAUUCUCUCUGUUCGAACGAGGGAUACCCACCGCGCCACCGCUAUCGAGGCUCUGAGGCGAUCGCAGUACAAGUUUCCCGGCCGCCAGAAGAUCAUCGUCAGCAAGAACUGGGGCUUCACCAGCCUUCGCCGCGACGACUACGUCGCGAAGCGCCAGGAAGGCAGGAUCAAGAUUGACGGCGCCUAUGUCCAGUUCCUCCGCAACAAGGGCAACCUCCAGACCAACAUGCAGCGUUUCCCCGACGCUUUCGAGCAGGAGGCGUAGGUUGCUGGGUGAAGAAUGGGUCGUGGCGAUAUUAUGUGCAUGGGAUGAAGUGAGAUACCGGUCAUGGCGUGUCUUGCUUCCGUUUCCUUUCCUCUGGUCAUGGAUGAGGGUUUGCAGGUGGAAUUUCUACGGGUGCAUUCGCAGAGAUAACCAAAAUCUGACCUGACAAUGGCAACG